UUUUUCUGACACACGCAAUAUGGCGUCAAUACUACGGCAAGUUUAUUAGACCAUAUUAGUUGGAUUGGCGCCUGUGAUUGGCUAGCGGGGAUCUGAGCGCUAACUUUUGCAUUGUAGGGGACAAUUCGACUUGUUUCCUCCAGUAGGUCGGUCAGUGUGUACAUGUCACUGUGUGCUAUUAACUGCAAUGGCGGCCAAUCCCUGGGACCCCGUCCAGCCCACUGCUGCCGCCCUACUGCUGGAGAGGUGCCUGGGGGCCGGCGUCCUGACACAGAAUAUUCUGGAUCAAGCAUGGGAAGAGACCGUGUGCUUUCGUCGUGUAGAAGAGCUGGAAAAGAUAUCUGCAGUACAGGCUGAAAUCAACCAGAAGAGGCUGGAACUAGAAUUGCUGAGGCUGGAGAAGGAGACGGCAGAUAUUGCACAUCCGUUUUUUCUCAGUAAAAAAUACGAGGCCCUGCAAGCAAUAAACAGCCACCUGACGGCAGUUCUGAGAGAGAAACGGAGUCUGAGGCAGAGACUGGCCAAACCGUUGUGCCAGGAGAACUUGCCCAUUGAAGCCUCAUAUCACAGGUUUGUUGCUGAACUGUUACCCCUUGCUGUUAAAUUCAUUGAGAAGCUAGAAGUCUAUAUCCAGACUAUCCAGACCAUUCCACAGAUACCAGAAUGUGCUAAAAACUUGGAUAAUGCUUUGGCCAGGAUGGAAUCUCUUGAGGCCGAUCUAGAAGAGUUGACUGAACAGAUCCUGACUUAUAGAGAGAGAGAAAAUAAAGUUCUCCAGAGCAGCUUCCAGGUCACUGCUGACUCACGUUCCAGCAGUAUGAAGGCAUCUACUACUUAUUUGUCAAUGGAAAAGCAUUAAUAGUCACGCUACUUAUUCUGAUUUGAGUCUGUAUCAUGUAAGAUGUAACCUAAUGCCCACACGUCUACCAUUCUCUAUGACACAGUGGCAGCAGCCAUUUUGAUUGAUAAUUUGGAUUCUAUUUAAUUUUGACCAAGAGAAUGGCUUCCUCUACUGUGUACAAGUCGCAGGUCCCUUUUAUAAAUAAUGUAUUAUUAAAUACAGUGUCUACUGGGACAUCCUUUGAAGCUGUUUGUGCGGUAUCCGGACUCAAGGUCGACAGCACAAAGGUCGACGCACCUUAGGUCGACGCCAAUUGGUCGACACACCUUAGGUCGACAUGGACAAAAGGUCAUCAUGGAAAAAGGUCGACAUGAGUUUUUCACGAUUUGUUUCUUUUUUUGAACCUUUUCAUACUUAACGAUCCACGUGGACUACGAUUGGAACGGUAAAGUGUGCUGAGCGAAGCGGUAGCGGAGCGAAGGCACCAUGCCCGAAGCAUGGCGAGCGAAGCGGUGCACUAAUUGGGGUUCCCGGUCACUCUACGAAGAAAACGACACCAAAAAAACAUAAAAAACUCAUGUCGACCUUUUUCCAUGUCGACCUAAGGUGUCGACCUUUGUGCUGUCGACCCUCAGUCCCAGACCCGUUUGUGCAUGCUCUGUUUAAAUCAAUGUCUUUUUUAACUAACAGCUGCAGUAAUUGAAGACUUGCAUAUCUAUAGGCCACUCUCUUGCCACAGGUGGACGUUCUAUGAAAACUAGAUUCAUGCCAACAGCUGCACAUGCUGAAUGGCAGAUGGACAGGAGAACAUCCUAAUUUUGUUGUGUUCCUUGCAGGUGUUCUUACUGUCUGAAGAAAAGACCUGCCAAAAUUCUUGGGUGUAUGUGUUUAGCACAUCCCAUAGUAAUGUCAGUAUGGCCGCCGUCUGCCUAUGUGUGCAGCAGUCUUCCAGUAUGGUCACCCAGGUGUGGCUAGUUUGGAAUGCGAGGUUCUUCCGCCAUGUGACCCACGUUGUGGAUAAGCAUUAUAGUUAUAGUGCAUCUACAAUCUUCUUAAUGAACAGAAUUCAAUUAUUUUAGCUAGAAACCUGCAUAAUUGGCCAUUAUUCUACUGGGGCGUGCACUUCAUAGUAACAUAUUGUCUUGCCAACAUAUGUACAGUAGGAGCUAGUAAAAUGAUUGGACAGAUUUGGUCCUGCUCUGUGACCUUUACUAAUAUGCCCCACCCCCUUGUGACUUCCCCAGUUGGAGCCUUGGAGUUUGCUACAUCCAGUCAUUUUACCCCACACUCGUUACAUAAACAAUACCAGUGAUACUGCAGCUUUAAGUAUGGAAUAAUUUUUGCUAUUGACAUUUUGUAUAUAAAUAUUUGAAAUUAAAUAUUUUUACUUGUUUUGAACAAGAA
This is a messenger RNA of Pseudophryne corroboree (corroboree frog), 2245 nucleotides long. RefSeq names its product HAUS augmin like complex subunit 2 (gene HAUS2). The record is from RefSeq and is a predicted model, not a curated record. Gene Ontology annotation, cellular component: centrosome; HAUS complex; mitotic spindle microtubule. Lineage: Eukaryota; Metazoa; Chordata; Amphibia; Anura; Myobatrachidae. The transcript has 6 exons. The coding region runs from base 188 to 859 and encodes 223 amino acids. Gene Ontology annotation, biological process: centrosome cycle; microtubule nucleation; spindle assembly.